UCUGUGGCGAGGUAGUGUGCGGUUUAGGACGCAGCCAAUGGAAGAGUGAAAUGGGAGGGAGCCAAAAGUGCAAGGAUCUCUCUCUCUCUCUCUCUCUCUCUCCUGACAGCAUCUCUUCAGGUCCGUGAAUGGCAGGACGAGGGCACGCGUCUCACACAAUAACCUUUAGGACGCCCUGCAGGAGGGAAAAGAAGACAUCUGACUUUGUAAUCAUCCCCGAAGCGGUCGUCCAGCGGAUUUAAGGGCAAAUAAUUUAAAAUAAUAAUAAUAAUAAUAAUAAUAAAUUAAAUUAAUUUCUUUCCCCCCUCCCCGCGCGCGUUAUGGAGCGGCGGCGGCGGGCGUCUCUGGCGCUCGCGCUCAACUUGGCGGCGCUGCUGCUGGCCGCGUGCGCGCUCAGCACGAGCUACUGGUGCGCGGGGAGCCGGAAAGUGCUGAAGCCGUUUUGCACCGGGCCGCAACCUCCAACACACAGACACGCGCACUGCAUCCGGUACAACAGCUCCAGCUCUAACGACAGCCGCCAGGUGCAGUACGUGUGGGAGACCGGAGAGGACAAGUUUGUCCUGAGGAAGUUCCACAGCGGUAUAUGGCUGUCCUGCGAGCAGAAUAUCGACCUGAGCGGUGAGAACUGCAGAAGUUUCAUAAAUAUUCCCCCUCCACAUGAGAGAGGGGUCUUGUGGCUUUGCAUCGUUGCAGAAUGUCUUUACAUCCUGCUCCUGGCCACUGGUGGAAUCCUCAUGUCUAUCGAGGUCUGCCAAUUCGGGAACGUCAUAGACGGACUCAAACUCAACGCCUUUGCCGCCAUAUUCACCGUCUUGUCAGGUCUUCUUGGCAUGGUAGCACACAUGAUGUACACAACAGCUUUUCAGCUCACUGUAAGUCUGGGCCCUGAGGACUGGAAACCCCAAAGCUGGGAUUACAGCUGGUCUUACAUGUUGGCCUGGGGAUCUUUCACGGCAUGCAUGGCGUCCUCGGUGACCACCAUCAACAGAUACACAAAGACUAUCCUGGAGUUCAAGCACAAGCGGAGGAACAUGGAGAAAAACCUGAAGAUCAAGCAGCAGCUCCUGGAGCUGGACUGCCCAGAGCAGAUGUGGGACAUGUAUAUCAGCUCUGUGCCCAGCACAGCCGAGGAGCUGCUGGAGCUGUCCAGUCCCAGCCGUAAGCUGUCCAACCACGACAUGGGCGAUCAGCAGGGAGAGGAGUACUGCUGAGGCUAGCGUUAAACCUUGUCUACUAAACUGUGUGGAAAUUCCAUGCUUUUGCAAAUGUGUUACACUGGUGGUGAAAUGUAUUUGCAAAUGGCAUUGGAAAUCACAGUAUUAGCUUGCUGUCCCGCUGGCGGGAUGACCUUCUCAUCGUCUUUAUAGAGUUGCUGCUUCAGUUCUUUGUGAAGAUUCGGUUUGUUUCCUGUAAAACGUAUUAUACUGUAAGGUAUUUGUGAACUUCAGAACUAUUUGUUGCUCUAUUCUAUCAAGCUGCUGCAAAAUCCGCUAGCCACCGCACUGUAAAAUCGUAGAUCGUUUGCUUUUAUCUUUCAACUUUGCCAUGUGACACCGCAGCCAAUUGGAGCAUCUUGUCAGAAGCGUGACUCUAGUAGUUGCAAGGCAGAGACUCCGACUGUCUAGUGGAUGAUACAAUCUGUCUGCAACUUCCAGCAAGGUUCAGCACCUUAACAUAGGGCACAAUGUUCAGGGCAAAAAACAUCUAGAGUUUCAACAGUAAAAACAUUUCUUUACACGUUUUCACCCCUACAAAACCCAGUCAAGCCCAAAUCUGAACCGUGCUCCUCUCCCACAGCCACUCCUCGGUGAUAUGUACAACAUAUCCCCCAGCUAAGGAAUCUGUUGCCUUCUCGUGAUUUUGUGUAUUUGUGCUGUUUAUAAAUGAGGCCCCAGGACAGGACUUUGAUUUUUUAAACUAAACCUCCCCCGGCGUAUUAUAUGACCCGCUGCUGCUUGGCACUGCCACGUGCUCUUAAUGAACUAAGUCUGGCCUCAGAUUACAGUGAGGGCUUCGAGCCAGGGCAGACUGUUAUCUGGCUUCUCUACAGAGUUUAAUCAAUGACUGUAUAUACUGACUGGAUUUUAUGUACUGUGUUGUAUAGCUGGCUGAAGGUGAUGCUGUGGUUGUUAGUUUUAUAUUCAUGUAUUGAUGUUCUAUACAGGUAAGUGACAAAUUAAAGGAAAAAAAACAAUACAAAUUGAUUUAUUAAGGUCUUUUGUGACUAUUAACUGCCCAAUUGCUUCAGGGGACCGUGAUACUGAUUCUAUAAGAAAUUUCUGGAAUAAUACUGGAGGAUUGAACACCAUUGUUACACGGACAAUUCCCUCAACUGGUGUUUGGAAGAUCCCAGUCCAAAACUUCCCAAAAUCUGUGUAAUUGUGGGUGGCUAUGAAGGCCAGAGCAUACACUCAACUUCAUACUCAUCAAAUCAUUCAGUGAGCUGUUGUGUAGUGGGGAGGUGGAGUCAUUCUAGGAGAGACCACUCCCACCAGCAUAGAAAUGUUAGGGGAAUGGAAAAAGGGGUCGGUCAGAGGAACUUUGAAUUAAUUUGCCGCGACACUUCAUUCUAGGAGGACAAGAAGAGACAAAACCAUGAGAGCAAGAUAAUUACCUCCCACCUCCCAGAGAAUAACAUAGCCAGUAUUUCCUUUAAAUUGUCACCGGUCUAAGGAAGAACUAUGAGAAUCAUCUUGUGGUUCCACAAACAUUUGCUGUAUAAUUCUUUAAUGUUGUGCUGUCUAUAAGGUUAUGAUUUUGUCUGUUUUUUGUUUAUGAUUUUUCUAGUCCUGGUUUUCGCAUGUGAUGCUGAUCAAGAUUCUGUUAAACCACAGCAUGCUCAGAACAGAAUAUCCAUUUAUGCUAGAUUUUCUGGGUUUAUAGAUUUGUUCAGUAAUCAGUGUUGUGGCUAUUUUUCUACUGAGGAUGGUAGAUAUUUAUUUGUAUUUAAUAUUACUAAAUGUGUAAAAGUAACGCUUUAGACAGAGUCAGUCUAUCAAUAUGUGACUCUGCAAAGCUUUUAUAUGAGUAUAUUAUAUACUGUAGAUGCUCUCUAGGUGGGAGGGAUGAUUUUACACUCUCUCCUGUCAAUCAGAGGGACACGAGCCAAUCAUGGGCGUCUGUGAGCUCAUGCAGGAUCAUCAAAAAAGACGUGGCUGGCUGGUGUCUCACAGGAAGUAUGUGUUAGCCAUCACUUUCCCCUGCUGGUAGAUCGUAGAUGUGAUAGGAGCUGGAUAGAGAGAGAGAGAGAGAGAUUUGGUAAGUGAACAACUUGGGGAGAAAAUGGGACCAUAUAAAAAUAUAUGUUUCAGAAUUGUUUGGAAUCUGAAUGUCAUUCACAUGCACAAGUUCAUCCUGAGAGAAAGUGUAGUGCAAUAUCUUGGUUGUGACAAGAGUUCAAUUAAAGAAGGAAGUUCCACCGAAUUUUUCCACCGUGCCAUCACUGUUAUCAUGCUAACCUAAUCACGUGCCGAGACUUGAAAAUAAACUGAAAUGAUGCAAUGAAGACUGAGUAAUUACAUUCCCAAAAUGAUUCAGAUGGUGAUAAUUCUGUGCCACCAAAACAUAUAUAUUUUGUGACCUAUGUGUGAAUUAUACAAGCAAAGUACAAAAAAACAUAUAGUCAAUCUGAAUAACUCUAUCAGAUUUUUUGUGCUUGUGUGAUUACAGCAGAGAUUAUUUCUCCAUAUACAUGUCCUUACUUGGCUUUAUUUUCUCCUACUGUACUUGAACUUCCAUUGGAUUGGGAACACCUUUACACCUGCAAAUUCAAGAUCAGGCAAUGUUUUUCCACGUCCAGUUUGGGUGAGGCUGUGUCCACUGUAGCCUCUGAUUGCUGUCCUUGACUGACAGGAGUGGAACAUGAUGUGGUCCCAUAAUGUUAUCCAAGUAUCCCAGCAUCAAGGUUUGGUAUACUGUGCGAUCUGAGAUGCUUUUCUGCUCAGAACAGUUGUAAAGAGUGGUCAUUUUAUAGACAGUAGCCUUUCUUUCAGCUUUAUCAAGCUCUCUCUUCUGAUUUCACAGAAUUGUUUUUUUAUUUUGUUUUAACUUAAGGGUGAAAAUCAUUUUGAAAACACUCAAACCGACAACAUUUUGUCUACAUUCUGAUCUUUGAUGCUCUUGACCUGUAUCUGCAUGAUAUAGUGCAUUGUGCUGCUGAUUUGAUCACUGCAUCAGUGAUCUGGUGUACAGGUGUUCCUAAUAAGGUGGCCAGUGCAUGUAUGUUAGUUCUCAUUUUGUAAUACUGGAAUAUUAUCAGUAGGUAUACAUUGCACACGUUUUCCUCAACAGUUAGGGGACCGUAAAAGGAGACCAAAAGCGACAAAAUGCUUGAAUGGCCACAAGGUGGCACUGCGUCAACGUUUUUGACAUUAGCUGUUGCACUAAUAUAACCCAGUGUGUAUUAGGGCUUCUUAUUUACUUCUUAUUUAUAUCCCGUUGUACAACUGUGCUACAUGUGCCCUUCAAACAAAGGGACGUUU
Messenger RNA from Hemibagrus wyckioides, 4484 nucleotides. RefSeq names its product gsg1-like 2b (gene gsg1l2b). The transcript is spliced from 5 exons. The record is from RefSeq and is a predicted model, not a curated record. NCBI's taxonomy places the organism in Eukaryota, Metazoa, Chordata, Actinopteri, Siluriformes, Bagridae. The coding region runs from base 321 to 1214 and encodes 297 amino acids. Gene Ontology annotation, cellular component: plasma membrane.